Dujonia railenensis is the source of this 1416-nucleotide messenger RNA. NCBI's taxonomy places the organism in Eukaryota, Fungi, Ascomycota, Pichiomycetes, Serinales, Debaryomycetaceae. The record is from the annotation of a GenBank genome assembly.
AUGAGUGCUAAUACAAACGAACAAAGUUCUGCCAGGACUGGUUCCGGUGGUAGCAGAGGUUCUCGCAGAAACCGGCCUAGCACCAAGAAUGACGAUCGAAAGUCCAAUCCCAGAGGCAAAACUUCUAGGAGGAAGCCAAGAGCUAAGGCUAGAGAAGUGAAGAACGAUUACAGAUUUUUGGAGAUAGUUAAAUUGAUAAAAUUUUACAAACCAGUAACAAUUAAUGGUGUAUCAAUUAAUAGCAUUACCGAGAAGGCAGAAAAGGAAAAAGCAGAGACGGCAGCUGCACCUGAAAAGAAGGAUCUUGAAGAAGGUGAAACAGAAACUGAAACAGAAACAGAACCAGAAACAGAAACCGAAAGUAAAACAGGAAAGUCCCCACAAAGCACCACUUUCGAUGACCCAGUGCAUAGAUUUAUUGGUAAGUGUAUAACAGAAGGAACCGCCAUAUACAUUCUGAUGAUGUUCCCACCUGCUGAUCCCGAUUUCCCGUACGAUUUGGAUAUUCUCAAGAUCAGUCUUUGUGUGCCAGCCAAGUAUCCGUACGACUCGCUGAUCCUGCCCUCUAUCUAUGUGCUUAAUGACGAUAUUCCAAGAGGUUUUGCCGUUAAUAUAGAGAUCGGUUUUAGAGAAAUAACAGCAAUGGCCCAGGGCAAGGCUAGUCCAGGCAUCUCUGAAGAAGAGAUUACGCUAGCAAAGGGCAGGGGACUACUUUCACAAAUUCAAACGUUGGAUAGAAACUUGGAGUUUUUCUUGAAAAAGGAAAGAAAGGAGACCGUGAAAUUUGUAAAGGGUAGUAAUAAGAAGUCGAAGAAUCCACUGGGAUCCAGUCCUGCCCCUUCACCUACCCCACCACCUAAUUUGACUCCCACACCAACUCCAUCUCCAGCUCCUUCCCAUGCAUUAUCUAAUAGUACUGCUAAUCCUUUGAGACAACAGUAUUUAGAGUCGCUUACUUCGAAGAUUCCAUCUAAACUUUUUACUAAGAAUGACAGAGAAAACGUUUACCGCAUAGAACUUCCUGUUAAUGCUUCAUCUAUAUCGACUCCAAAGUCUUGGCUGCAAAAGGAAUCGAUCGAUGUUAGAUUGCAUGUACCUGCAUCGUACCCAGAAGAUAAGGCAUGGAUCUCCAUCCCUGCACAAAUGUUGAAUAAGAUUACUACCGCUAGACCGAAUGCUGGAGAGUCGUAUACUCCGGGCCAGCUCGAAAGGUUUGCGAAAGACGCUGCAUUGGAGAGACAAGAAUUGGCACGAGCUGCAAAGUCGUUAGAAAAGAAUUUUAAGAGAAUCCCUGAUUUCAUAAAGAGCACAUCUAGCGAUUUGGUGGGAUUGUUGAACUUCGCAGCAAAUUACACUGGGUUAUUGUGCCAAAAUGAGAUUGAAUUCAGAGAAAUGAUUACGUUAUUAAAGAGUUAA